Molecule: messenger RNA, 254 nt
Organism: Ambispora gerdemannii
Lineage: Eukaryota; Fungi; Glomeromycota; Glomeromycetes; Archaeosporales; Ambisporaceae
Source: the annotation of a GenBank genome assembly
CUGAAAAUAGACAUUUAGAUGUGGCAGGAAUUGUCAAAUAUUUGCGUGCAAGUUGUGAAAGAAUUGGGUAUAGGGAUAGGAAUCGAUUCUCAAGCACAGAUUACGACGAUGAUGACGACGAUAAAAAGAUACUACGUGGUGAAGAUGGUAUAGAAGCAAUUGAAGUAUUGUCAUCAGAUUGUGAUUCUGAAAUAGUAUCAGCGAUUAGAGAUGAGGAUAUUAAUGAAGAGGAAAGUUUUUUAAAAAAAAAGUAA